Messenger RNA from Thalassophryne amazonica, 4902 nucleotides. It is a transcript of the gene pik3r4, whose product is annotated as phosphoinositide-3-kinase, regulatory subunit 4. Lineage: Eukaryota; Metazoa; Chordata; Actinopteri; Batrachoidiformes; Batrachoididae. Gene Ontology annotation, cellular component: late endosome; phosphatidylinositol 3-kinase complex, class III, type I; nucleus-vacuole junction. Gene Ontology annotation, biological process: autophagy of peroxisome; protein targeting to vacuole; macroautophagy. Gene Ontology annotation, molecular function: protein serine/threonine kinase activity; ATP binding; protein binding. The record is from RefSeq and is a predicted model, not a curated record.
AGCUGUUACAGCUACUUUAGCUUCUUUUGUUUUGGCCGUCACAAGUUUGGCCUUUUGGCUCCGUGUUUGUUUGGUUUUUGGAUGACAAACCGUCACAGCCGCUACAUGUUUGGCUUUAGAGGUUCUGCAUUUGAUUUAGCGUUGGGUGCUAACACUAGCAUCGCAGGGUUUUACAUGAUCUUUGCAGACUUUCACUGAGGCAUCAUGGGAAAUCAGCUGGCUGGGAUUGCCCCAUCCCAGAUCUUGUCUGUGGAUAGCUACUUUUCAGACAUCCAUGACCAUGAGUACGAUAAGAGCCUAGGCAGCACUCGCUUCUUCAAGGUGGCCCGGGCCAAACACAGGGAGGGCCUGGUGGUGGUCAAAGUCUUUGCCAUCCAGGACCCGUCACUGCCGCUGACCAGCUACAAACAGGAGCUGGAGGAGCUGAAGAUCAGGCUACACUCUUGCCAGAACUGCCUGCCCUUCCAGAAAGCCUCGCUGACAGAGAAAGCUGCCAUCCUCUUCCGCCAAUAUGUCCGUGACAACCUAUAUGACCGAAUCAGCACACGGCCAUUCCUCAACGGCGUGGAGAAGCGCUGGCUGUCCUUCCAGAUCCUCAGUGCUGUUGACCAGGCACACAAGGCUGGUGUCCGUCACGGGGACAUAAAGACAGAGAACGUGAUGGUGACCAGCUGGAACUGGGUGCUGCUCACUGACUUUGCGAGCUUCAAACCCACCUACCUGCCAGAGGACAAUCCCGCUGACUUCAACUACUUCUUUGACACUUCCAGGCGGAGGACAUGUUACAUUGCUCCUGAGAGGUUUGUAGACGGAAGCAUGUUUGCCACAGAGAGUGACCAGAAUACGCCACUGGUGGACCUGACCAACAACAACCAGAGGAGCCGAGGGGAACUGAAACAGGCUAUGGACAUUUUCUCUGCAGGUUGUGUGAUAGCUGAGCUGUUCACAGAGGGUGUCCCGCUCUUUCGAUGUCCCCAGCUGCUGGCGUAUCGUAAAGGGCACUUCCAGACAGAGCGUCUUAUGAAGAUCGAAGACCGAAGCAUUCGUGAGCUGGUGGCUCAGAUGGUGCAGCGGCAGCCUGAGAAGCGUCUGACGGCUGAGGAGUACUUGAAGCAGCAGAGAGGAAAAGCCUUCCCCGACAUCUUUUACACAUUCCUGCAGCCGUACAUGGCUCAGUUCGCCAAGGAGACCUUCCAGUCUGCAGACGAGCGUGUGCUCGUUAUCCGCAAAGACCUCGACAACAUUCUGCACAACCUGCGAGGAAGCUCCUCCUCUUCCUCCCAGGAGGGCAGCAGCCCCAGCGUGGGGCUCCCUCAGAGCUCCAGGGAGGAGCAGGGCCUCCUCGUCCUGGUGUCCGUCAUCACCUCCUGCUUGCAGACGCUGCACUUGUGUGACUCAAAGCUGGCAGCGCUGGAGCUCAUCCUCCACUUGGCGCCACGUCUGGCGGUCGACAUCCUGCUGGACCGCAACCCAUAUCUGCUGCACUUCUGCAACGAUCCUGUGCCGCGAGUGCGGGCUCAAGCCGUGCGCACUCUGGCCAAAGUGCUGGCGCUGGUGAAGGAGGUGCCAAGGAAUGAUGUCAACAUCUACCCAGAAUACAUCCUGCCUGGAAUCGCCCACCUUGCGCAGGAUGACGCCACCAUCGUCAGGCUGGCGUACGCAGAGAACAUCGCUCAUCUGGCAGAGAGUGCCCUGCGUUUCCUGGAGUUGGUUCAGGAAAACAAUGUGAGCAUGGAACAGGACGUGAGCAGUGAGGAUGCAGAGGAAACGCUGCACACCAAUGAAAACUACGACUCAGAGCUGCAGGCCCUGCAUGAGAUGGUGCAGCAGAAGGUGGUGACAUUGCUGAGCGACUCGGAGAACAUUGUCAAACAGUCGCUGAUGGAGAACGGCAUCACACGCCUCUGUGUCUUCUUUGGUCGGCAGAAAGCCAACGACGUUCUGCUGUCUCACAUGAUCACCUUCCUCAAUGACAAGAAUGACUGGCACCUGCGCGGUGCCUUCUUCGACAGCAUCGUGGGUGUUGCAGCCUACGUGGGCUGGCAGAGCUCAUCCAUCCUGAAGCCCCUCCUCCAGCAGGGUCUGAGUGACACAGAGGAGUUUGUCAUCUACAAAGCUCUCAACGCGCUCACCUGCAUGUGUCAGCUGGGCCUGCUGCAGAAGCCGCACAUCUACGAGUUUGUCAGUGACAUUGCUCCUUUCCUUUGCCAUCCCAAUCUGUGGAUCCGCUAUGGGGCGGUGGGCUUCAUCACCGUGGUUGCACAGCACCUCAGCGUGGCUGACAUCUACUGCAAACUGAUGCCCCACCUCAACCCUUUCAUUACUCAGCCCAUCAUCCAGAUUGACAAGGAGCUGGUGCUGCUGAGCGUGCUCAAGGAGCCGGUGAGUCGCUCCAUCUUUGACUACGCCCUGCGCUCCAAAGACAUUGCCAGCCUGUUUCGCCACCUGCUGCUUCGACAGAAGAAACGCAUGGGGUCCAUUCCAGAAUGCCCGACCCCCGAAGACCCGGCCAUCGCUCAGCUCCUGAAGAAGCUGCUGUCACAGGGGAUGACUGAGGCCGAGGAGGACAAGCUGCUGGCACUCAAAGACUUCAUGCUGAAGUCCAACAAGGCAAAAGCCAACAUGGGGGAGCAGAGUCACCUGGGGGAGGCCGUCCAGACCGGUGUGAUCGACCUGGCCCUGCUCGGAAUCACCGGCCGCCAGGUUGACCUGGUCAAACCCAAGGUGGAGAAUGAGGACAAGAGAGCGAGAAAACACACCAAGCAGGACUCCACCAUGAACGAGGAAUGGAAGAGCAUGUUUGGAUCCCAGGAGCCGCCGUCCGCUCAGAGCACUGCGGUCACUGAUGGACCAGUCAGUCAGAUCAGGAAGAGCAGCGCAACACCCGCCAUCUCUGUGCCACAGUCGGUCACCAGCGGCCCCGCCUACCAGCGACGUAUGAACACUUGCAAGGCGGAGCUUCAGCAGCUGGUGCAGCAGAAGAGGGAGCAGUGCAGCGCCGAGCGCAUGGCCAAGCAGAUGAUGGAGAGCGCUGAGUGGGAGAGCCGCCCUCCUCCGCCUGGGUGGCACCCAAAGGGGCUGCUGGUCGCUCACCUCCACGAACACAAAGCCGCUGUGAACCGGAUCCGCGUCUCAGACGAACACGCCAUUUUUGCAACAGCGUCAAAUGACGGCAGCAUCAAAGUCUGGGACAGUCAGAAGAUGGAGGGAAAGACCACGACCACCAGGUCAGUGCUGACGUACGCUCGUAUCGGUGGCCAUGUGAAGACGUUGACCUUCUGUCAGGGGUCACAUUACUUGGCGGCGGCAUCAGACAACGGAUCCAUCCAGCUCCUCGCUGUGGAAGCGAGCAAACCGCCAAAAUCCCCCAGAGUUCACCCUUUCCAGUCCAGGUCUCUGAACCUUCAGGAGGACGGCUGUGUAGUUGACAUCCACCAUUUUAACUCCGGCGCCCAGUCGGUGCUGGCUUACGCCACCGUGAACGGUUCCCUGGUCGGUUGGGACGUUCGCUCCAGCUCCAACGCCUGGAUGCUUCGCCACGACCUCCGGCUCGGACUCAUCACCUCGUUCAGUGUGGACAUGCACCAGUGCUGGCUCUGUCUGGGGACGAGCAGCGGCACCAUGGCCUGCUGGGAUAUGCGGUUCCAGCUUCCCAUCUCAAACCACUCCCAUCCCGCCCGGGCACGGAUCAGACGGCUCCUCAUGCACCCGGUCUACCAGUCCUCCGUCAUCGCUGCUGUCCAGGGGAAUAACGAAGUGUCGAUGUGGGACAUGGAGACCGGAGAUCGUAAGUUCACCUUGUGGGCGAGUUCAACGCCGCCGCUCUCUGAGAUGCAGCCAUCUCCUCACAGCGUGCACGGAAUCUACUGCAGCCCUGCUGAUGGAAACCCGCUGCUGCUGACCGCCGGCUCUGACAUGAGGAUCAGGUUUUGGGACCUGGCGUAUCCAGAGAGGUCGUACAUCGUUGCAGGAGGAGCCAACGACUCGCUGCACUGCCCGUCGGUCCUCUACAGCAACAAGAUCAUCGAAGGCACUGAAGUGGUUCAGGAGAUCCACAGCAAACAGAAGAGCGGCGUGGCUGAGGACUCGCCUCGCCGCGGCCCGGAGUGCCUCCCUGUGGGACACCAUGACAUCAUCACUGACAUCGCCACCUUCCAGACGACGCAGGGCUUCAUCAUCACCUCCUCCAGAGACGGGAUCGUCAAAGUGUGGAAGUGAGGAGGCAGAGGGCGCUCUUCCUGCCCCUCACGUUUACGUACGUUUUGUUGGACUGUCACGAACACAUCACGUCCUUCCGCCGUCUGCUGACAAGUUGCAACUCGUCACAUUUGUCCAAAAUUAACCUCCAGUGCCACAAAACGACAGUUUGCUCGUAUUGUCUGAGAACUUGAUUUUCUUUUCUUUUUUUACAUCGUUACUCAGAUUGUCGGCUGCAACAAUUCUGCUUUCAGGUGACGCUUCACUGUUGCCACCAGAGGAGGUGCUGCAGUCUGAGCACAUGAUGCAUCUGCAGGGGAACCUGAACCGUACAGCGGUUAAACCUGUGGCCUGGGGGCCAAAUAGGCCUGUGAGUCUGCAGUUUACAGUCCAGCUUAAGUUCACUCUGUAUGAUUUUAUUUCUGUAAAUACUGAAGCAGAAACCUCAGAGUUUCCUGUUUUACAGAUGACUUUCUGUCCUGCAAAUGUAUCUUCAAGGAUUUAUUUUUUCUUUGUAGACUUCCAAAAAGUCCAGUUGAUGUAUAUAACUCAUUUAAAGCUUUCAAAGCUCCGCAGCAAACAGAAUAAAGACAGUGAGCAGGAUUUUCUGUAAUUAUUUAUUUUUUGAAGCACCAUUGGACCCAGAUCGAUCCACACGAGUCCGUUUAAGUUCUGUUCAUCUGAAACAUUAGCACACAAACAAAC